Gadus chalcogrammus (walleye pollock) is the source of this 4533-nucleotide messenger RNA. RefSeq names its product pyruvate dehydrogenase kinase, isozyme 4 (gene pdk4). Gene Ontology annotation, cellular component: mitochondrion. NCBI's taxonomy places the organism in Eukaryota, Metazoa, Chordata, Actinopteri, Gadiformes, Gadidae. The transcript has 11 exons. Gene Ontology annotation, biological process: regulation of glucose metabolic process; protein phosphorylation. The record is from RefSeq and is a predicted model, not a curated record. Bases 294 to 1511 code for a protein of 405 amino acids. Gene Ontology annotation, molecular function: pyruvate dehydrogenase (acetyl-transferring) kinase activity.
UGGCCAUCUCAUCACUUUUUCUGUCAACAAAAUCGCUGCACAUAAGUCAAGUUGUUUGCUCGAAAAAUGAAACCGAUUCCAAGUUCAAGGAUGCCACGCAGAGGAUCAAACGCGGAGGAUCAUUAGGGGUAUCCUUAAUUGAAUCAUGUCGCCAUAACGAAAGCAACUGAAUGCAUAACGCUUAACUGAAUUCUGCCUGGUCCGUUUACGUCUGCAAGGCUGGAGCUCGCAAGAAAGGGCACUGUGUCCCCGAUUUACAUUUAUAACAGGACGUGAUUCAACCUUGGGGAAAUAUGAAGUUUGCACAAUAUCUGUUGAAAAACAGCCGGAUGGUCGGGAUACCAAAACAAGUGGAACGAUUCGCCAAGUUCUCCCCUUCGCCUUUGUCUAUGAAGCAAUUCAUUGACUUUGGGUCGACCGAUGCCUGUGAGAAAACCUCCUUUGUGUUCCUGCGCCAGGAACUUCCGGUCAGAUUAGCCAAUAUCAUGAAGGAGAUUGACUUCCUACCCGACAAGCUCCUUGGUACUCCGUCCCUUCGGCUCCUCACCAGCUGGUACUCACAGAGUCUGUUGGAGCUUGUGGAAUUCCUGGAAAAAGACCCAGGCGAUAAACAGGUCCUUUCCAAGUUCACGGAGGCGCUGGUGACGGUGAGGAACAGGCACAACGACGUGGUGCCCACCAUGGCGCAGGGGGUGGUGGAGUACAAGGAGGCGUUCGGCGUGGACCCCGUGACCGACCAGAACGUGCAGUACUUCCUGGACCGCUUCUACAUGAGCCGCAUCUCCACGCGCAUGCUCAUGAACCAGCAUACGCUCAUAUUUGACGGCAGCGUCAACCCGGCGCACCCCAAGCACAUCGGCAGCAUCGAUCCCAGCUGUGACGUGGUGGAGGUGGUCAAAGAUGCCUAUGAAGCCUCCAAAAUGCUGUGUGAGCAGUAUUACCUGACCUCCCCUGACAUGGAGAUCUCUCUGGUCAACUCCAAAAACCCUGACCAGCCUCUUCACCUCGUCUACGUGCCUUCACACCUCUACCACAUGCUGUUUGAGCUCUUCAAGAAUGCCAUGAGAGCAACGGUGGAAACCCAUGAGGCGAGCUUCACUCUGCCACCAGUCAAAGUCCGGGUUUCUCUCGGCUCAGAGGACCUCACUAUCAAGAUGUCUGAUCGCGGAGGAGGCGUUCCUCUGAGGAAGAUUGAGCGUCUGUUCAGCUACAUGUACUCCACCGCCCCCAGUCCCGUCCACAUAGACAACUCCCGCAAUGCUCCCCUGGCUGGUUUUGGCUAUGGCCUGCCAAUCUCACGUCUGUAUGCCAAGUACUUCCAAGGAGACCUGCAGCUGUACUCUAUGGAGGGCUACGGCACCUCGGCCGUCAUCUACCUAAAGGCGUUGUCCUCAGACUCGGUGGAGAGACUUCCAGUUUUCAACCAAUCCGCCUUGAGACACUACCAGACCACCCCGGAGGCAGACGACUGGUGCAUGCCCAGCAAGGAGCCAAAGAAGAUGGGCAAGUAACAGGGACAAGCCUGGACUGAAUAAGUGUGGGACAAACCAUAGGAACCGUCACGGUUAUGCCCUAGUAUGGCUAGUAUACCCCAGCCCACGGUACACUAAAGAACGGAGGUUGAAAUGUAUUCGGUUGACCAUUGAGCCUGAGGUUCUAAGACAGCCAUUAGGAGCACCUCAUUUUUCCCCUCACACAAAACACAACCAGCAGAAAGUAUUUAUUUUAGGAUUUUAUUAACAUUUGUUUGUAUGUUUUGAUUGUUCUUGGAUGUACUCCCUAUACUAAAUUAUUGUAUAUUUAAAUCAAAAUGAUUUUUAACCAUCAGUGUUGGUGGUCGCAUUUGCCCCGAUAAUAGUGGCACAACCGGUUUUAUAAGCUUUUAAAAUAAAUUAAUUUGUAUAUUAAUUCUGUUAAAAGAAAAUCUAUCUUUCACUCUCUAACUUAAUCAUUGUUUUAAUUGAUUAUUGGAGAUCACAGUGAGCCCAGUGUUGCACUGAGGCUCAUAAAAGAAAUGAGAAAUAACAAUGGUUAUAACGGUUAAAAGAUGGAUUGAGCAGAAGUUAAUCAGAGAAUGAUGACUUAUGAAUGUCACUGUUGUGUGAGAGCAAACGUAAAGGUUUCCCAGAAUUUAAGGUCUUUAAAUUGUCAUAUAUCUGAGAGACAAUCAACAUGAUUCUCUCUCAGAUAGUGGGCCCUGUGAACCAUUUCUAGUGCCAUAGCUGCCCCAAAUGCCCAAGUCCUGCAAAUUACGUUUCGAACAGAUAUCGCGCAUGUGUGUGUGUAUUUAUAUAUUAUAAGUGCAGGCCCUGACUAUUCGGAAAUGCCCUUGGUCAGUAUUCUGAUAAUUCCCAUUGUCACGUUUAGGACCAGGCACGGCUUAUUGAAGCUUGAUUGUACUCAAUUUGAUCCUUCCUAUUUUUAUACAAUAUAUAUUUUGGGAUCUGUAACAAACCAAUAACAUCUCUAUCACCUUUCCAAGCAUGUGUAUUCUGAGCCUGUUGGAUCAGAUUGUUCCGAAUAUUAUUGUGUCCCAGGAAGUUUGAACCCUCAGACCCGUAAGAGUUUUCUUGUGUUUAAGAGUAUAAUGAUUAUAGUGUUGUUCUAAUAAUGUGUACUUAGACUGUAGACAUUAUUGAAAUGGUGAAUGCCAAACCUGGUCAUUGUACCAGAUCACAGCGUACUAGGGAACAUUAUAUUUUUCAUUACCAGUCUCCUAAAAAAUGCCAGUAUUAUAUAAAAUAGGACUAAUCAAAACUAAUAAAUAAACAUGUAUAAUUUUGUAUGUAUUGAAAUGGAGCACAGGGAUCAUUGCAGUAGUCUGGGAAACAACUGUAAAUAUUAAGGACGGCUUUAGACAACUGUUAUUUCUCAAUGCUAAUGUUAGCACCUGACUGUUCUCCACUAAUAUCUGUUCAAAUGUGCAGCAUACGGUACAUUCAACACCUUCUCAUCCACGCCAUUGGUCAAUAUGUUUGUACACCACAGUUCCCAGAUCCGAAAUCCCUUUCAACGGUAUCGUUGAAUGUUCAACUGUAGAAUAAAAGACUACACUACGGAAAUAUGUAUCUUUGAUCUAUGUGCGUUGGAAGUUGUGCUGAAUGAUUGAGUGAAUGAAUGAAUGUGAAUGUGUUUUUCCGCUAUCUCACACAAUGUUCUAUUCCUAGACAGUGGAACAUAUGUGCUGUCGACUAGUACAUGAUGUACAUGUCGUGCUCCAUUCCAAAAGAAGAACAGAUUACACGUGGACUCACCAAGUACAUAGCUGCAUCCACACAGCUGUAACCUGAGGAAUACUUUAGGUUGUUAUACUUUUACAUAACCUCAUACAGUUCAUGAGAAGCUCAUCUCUUGGAGAUUCAUGUCAGCAUGAGUGCAAUUUUAAAGAAGCUUUUAACUUAAGUAAUAGCACCUGUAUAUAUAGGAUCUAUGUGGGAGGCUUUGUCCUUGGCAUGUGCCUAUACUGUACAUGGACUGGAUAGUCCCACAAAUCAGGCUUUAGAUUCAUAUCUAAAGUUUGUUGGCAGACAAGCUCAAAUCAGGGUGAAAGGGGCGUUUCAUUUACUUUUGUUUCAUAUUUGUUUCAACAAAUCUUUUUGUUGGAGUCGAGGACCUGUAUGCCCCUAAUUGUUUUUUCCCAGAGUUCACAAACUCGGCCAGCAGUGGUAAACUGUAAAAACCUGUCUAAAGGUUUGAAACAACACUGUGUAAUUGGCCACUGUAGAAAUACACUUCGAAAUCUCCAUCCACUCGCGUGAAUCAUUUAUCUUUGGUAAAAUAUCGGGACAGCUAGGUCCGAGAUUAAUUCCUGGAAGAAUGCUGUCCUAAGCAAAUCCUCAAUAUAGGCCAACUAGUAGUAGUACUGUUUGUCUUUCUAGACACAUCGCAUUCAUGUAACAGAAACAGGAUUGGUCCUGUCCGAGCACAUAUCUUUGUGAUCUUGGGAUGAGGUCACUGAAACGGUUCAAAUAACUGUUGGCAGAGGAACAGAUGCACCAACAGGCCCAUGGGGGUUCAAUCCCUGUACUCGGAACCAUGCUGCAGGAACACACAGUGGCUCAGAGGGACACACACACAUUGAAAGCACGAUUGAAGCCACAUUUCUAGGCUUUAGUAAAUCCUUUCACGUUACUCAACAGUGGUUUGCAUGGAUGACCGACGAUGCCGGAGAGACGUUACGUUAUGUUUGUUUCGACAUUCCAUGCUGUACAACUACAGCAUGGAGGAAGACCAAUGCUCUUCCCCUAAUAGAUUUUGGUUAGAAGUGGUUUUAUCUUCAAGAGAUAUCAUUGGUCUUCCUACCUGCCGUAAUUUCAGCUGUCUUACUUCCUAUGAGCCGUCAGUUGAAAAUCUCUUUAGGGUAAAGGAAAAGGCACAUGACAAGAAGAGCAAAGACAAGGGACAAGGGAACAGGGACCUAGAUCUCCCUCUAGAAGUAAUCCAUGAUCUGAAACAUCAGUUUAUAUAUAAAUUCACACGCAACAUUUUUUUGUUAUAGAGGCUUCGUUAAUUUUUUAUCAAAAUCUUCACUCA